AUGGGUGCUAGACCAUCUAUACCGGAUUCAAUUAAUAUCGAUGAAAUUAUAAAUAAUACAGGACUUUCAAAAAAACAAAUAUCUGCCUUAUGGACUCGUUUUUAUGAACUCGAUUGUGAUGAGCGAGGUGAAACUAAAGGAUGUAAAGGCUAUUUAGAUGAAAAUGAUUUUGGUCGUGUACCAAAAUUUGAUGAAAAUCCUAUAGCGCCUCGAUUAAUAAAAGUUAUUUUCGAUGAUUUUGGUUCGGAUGUAAAAUUAACAUUUCCUCAAUUUGUUACUUUUAUGAGUACAUUUAGUCAAUGUGAACGAGGUGGACAUGAACAUCAUCAUCGCCUUCAUCAUCAUCAUGCCAAACGUCGCUCAUCAAUUCAAACAUUAACAACAAAUAAUACUCCCCAAAUGGGAUCUUCAACAGGAACCGAUGUUGAAAAUGUGAAAUACUCUGCAGAUGAUACGCCGAAAACACGAAAAAUUAAAUUCAUGUUUCGCAUGUACGACAUUGAUCGUGAUGGACGUCUAUCGAAAGAAGACAUACAGGAAACACUUAAAAUGAUGGUUGGUAAAAUUAGUGACGAAGAAGCAUCGAUUAUAGCAGAAAAGGUCCUUGGCGAAUUCACUGAUGAACAACAAAAUUCAACUGUUUCACUUGAAACAUUUGAAGAUACACUUAAAACACUUGAUUUUAUGGAUAAGAUGGGUUUAAAACUUUUGAAAUAA
This is a messenger RNA of Rotaria socialis, 717 nucleotides long. The record is from the annotation of a GenBank genome assembly. Lineage: Eukaryota; Metazoa; Rotifera; Eurotatoria; Philodinida; Philodinidae.